Molecule: messenger RNA, 1555 nt
Organism: Alosa sapidissima (American shad)
Lineage: Eukaryota; Metazoa; Chordata; Actinopteri; Clupeiformes; Clupeidae
Product: dehydrogenase/reductase SDR family member 12-like
Exons: 10
Coding region: 29-1069 (346 amino acids)
Source: RefSeq, a predicted model, not a curated record
GAUAGAAGUUUCCAAACGCGCAGCAAUCAUGUCUAAGUAUCGGAAUAUUGUGUGGUUUCUAAAAGCAAUGCAAGAAUACACAAGGGGAGGAUAUGAAACAGCCUCCAAGCACUUUGUGGUAAAAGACCUCAGUGCAGACCUGGGCGGACGAUCCUUCAUGAUUACAGGAGCCAACAGUGGAAUUGGGAAGGCAACUGCAAUGGCCAUAGCAAAGAAGGUAGGUGGGACGGUGCACAUGGUGUGCAGAAACAAGGAGAGAGCUGAGUCUGCCAGAGAGGACAUUGUGAAGGAGUCCGGCAACAACAAUGUACACGUCCACAUUUUGGACCUGUCAGAGUCACGCAAGGUCUGGGAAUUCACAGAGGACUUCAAGAGUAAACAUUCAUCCCUGAACGUUCUGAUCAACAAUGCAGGGAGCAUGGUGAACAUACGAGAGGUGAAUUUCGAAGGUUUUGAGAAAAAUUUUGCCAUCAACACCUUGGGAGUGUAUAUCCUGACCAAGGGUCUGAUACCUCUUCUGGAAAAGAGCAGUGAACCUAGAGUAAUCACCGUGUCUUCUGGAGGGAUGCUGGUUCAGAAACUUCGCAUCAUAGACCUGCAGACUGAAAAAAGGCCCUUCGACAGCACCAUGGUCUAUGCACAGAAUAAGAGACAGCAGGUGGUUAUGACAGAGGAAUGGGCUCAGGCGUAUCCCAAGAUUCACUUCUCUGUCAUGCACCCGGGAUGGGCAGAUACCCCAGCGGUCGCAAAGGCCAUACCCGACUUCUAUGAGAGGCUGCGUAGUCGGCUGCGGAGUCCUGAGCAGGGUGCUGACACGGUCAUCUGGCUGGCCAUCUCCCCAGUAGCAGCUCGGAUGCCCAGCGGCAAGUUCUUCCAGGAUAGAAAGAUGGUUCCUGUGCACCUGCCUCUGGCCUGGACUCGUUACUCCCGUGAGAAAGCCCGGGCCCUUAUGGUCCGUCUGGAGGCCCUCGCCAAGAGGGCCCAGCCAAGCGCCGGGCGCUCACAGCUCAACUGCCCCAUAGUGGACAUCUCAGGAGGUCCUCAGGACUGCAUCAAAAAGGCUGCCUAAGAUUCACAUGCUAACGUGCCCUUGGGAAAACUACCAGAGUACAGACCAAGGCUAAGAGAGGCCAUGAAUUUGCUAUUGUUCAGUAAGGUAUGAUUGCAAUGUCUGAAUUUGACCCUACUACUAUUCACUAAGUUAUAUGAUUGCACUUGAGAAACUGGACAAAUCGCAAGAACAUCCCACUGAUGCUGCUAAUAUAGGUUACUAAAAAACCCUCAAGAAUAAAAAUUAUUCACUCACCUGCAUGCAUGGAGAGAAUUCUGAGUCAUUCAAGUGCAAAAUCACUUGAGUCAUUCAAGUGCAACUCUUUUACCAUUAUCAAAUUUAGCAAUAGGCUUCCGUUCAUCUCCUCAGGCUUAUAACUUAGCAGUGACCCUGGACACACUUUCCGACCGACUGACUGACUGACUCAUGUAAGUGCAUAUAACUCACCCAGCAAAUUACUCUGGCUGUUCACUGCAAAAUAAACACCUGUACACUCCAUCUCAU